Balaenoptera ricei (Rice's whale) is the source of this 956-nucleotide messenger RNA. It is a transcript of the gene GNGT1, whose product is annotated as G protein subunit gamma transducin 1. The transcript has 6 exons. The coding region runs from base 462 to 818 and encodes 118 amino acids. Gene Ontology annotation, cellular component: heterotrimeric G-protein complex. NCBI's taxonomy places the organism in Eukaryota, Metazoa, Chordata, Mammalia, Artiodactyla, Balaenopteridae. Gene Ontology annotation, biological process: G protein-coupled receptor signaling pathway. Gene Ontology annotation, molecular function: G-protein beta-subunit binding. The record is from RefSeq and is a predicted model, not a curated record.
UGCAAGCCACGCUGGCCACCAGAACCCGGCGAUCAAGUAGUGCCCCCCACCCGGCCCGGCGGCCGUAGACUGGGCGCCAGACGCACGUAAAAGCUCCAAUCCGGGGAUCCCGGCCCCCGGAAGCGGCGAAGGGUGAGCGAAAAUGGCGGCCGCGAGUCUCCCCCGGAGAGUGCCAGCAGGCCCCUAAAUGCCGCUCAGAUCAGAUGCCUACCCCCGCCAACACUCCAAACAACCAAAUGGGCCUCCCCUACACCAAGUCCGGCACCCUGGAUUGGCGCUUCGCCCGGGGCCUUGUGGCUGGGUUCCAUGUGUUGGAGAGACUUCUUUUUGUACUCCAGUGCUGACCCAUCUCUGACCGCAGACUGGCUCCUGGGACAUCUUCAGUUGAAAAUGAUGAGAAGACCAAAAAGCUGUGUCUGCAUCACAUGACUGACUAUCCAGAACCAUAUAUAGGCAGCUAAAUGGCAGCACUGAAGAACAAAAGCAAAAAACAGUUAGCUUAUGGGAUAAAGGAACGAGAAAGAGAGAGAAAGAGAAGUUACUAUCAUCUUCUGAAAUCAGGGAGAGCAACCCCAAGAACUGGCAGGCAAAAGAUGCCAGUGAUCAAUAUUGAGGACCUGACAGAAAAGGACAAAUUGAAGAUGCAAGUUGACCAGCUCAAGAAAGAAGUGACACUGGAAAGAAUGCUGGUGUCCAAAUGUUGUGAAGAAGUAAGGGAUUAUGUUGAAGAAAGAUCUGGGGAGGAUCCAUUAGUAAAGGGUAUCCCAGAGGACAAAAAUCCCUUCAAGGAGCUGAAAGGAGGCUGUGUGAUUUCAUAAAAAAAAUUUUUUUAAUUCCAUGGAAUAUCCUGAGCUUUAAUGACAUACUAUUUGGUCAUAUGUAAUAGUACUAUUAAGCAUGUACAUGAAUUUUUAAAUUAUAAAUAUGAGCAUUUAAUAAAAUUUGAACUGUGAUAA